AUGGCUGAAAAUACUACACCGACCGUGAGACUUUGGUACUCCCCGGGCGCAUGCUCAUUUGUUCCACAUGUGGCACUAGGCGAGGCGGGCAUCAAGGCAGAUCUCAUCCUAGCCCAAGUUGGAGCUAUGGCGGAAGAAUUUCAAGCAGUGAAUCCUAAACGCCGAGUCCCAGUGCUAGCCAUCGACGACGAAGUCAUCACCGAGAUGGCGGCGAUACUCACAGCGGUCUCCUCGCUUGCGCCAGAAUCAAAACUACUUGGGCGCACCACGUUGGAGACUAUCCGAGUAUAUGAGUGGCUGAACUACUUUUCCACAACUGCUCAUGCUCAAGCCGUAGCAUCGGUUUUCCGGACGGAAAGAUUCACCAAUGACCCAUCGACCUAUCCGGCGAUUCGGCAAAAGGGACGGGAAACGAUUCAAGAAGUCUAUGCAUUGAUUGAGGAAAAGCUGAAAGCUUCAGGAACCCAAUUUGCUGUCGGAGACUCUUUUACUGUCGCCGAUGCUUGUCUCGUCCUACUAUACCUUUGGGCGUCAAGACUGAACAUCGAAAUGGAAUAA
Messenger RNA from Penicillium atrosanguineum, 558 nucleotides. RefSeq names its product glutathione S-transferase family protein. The transcript has a single exon. The record is from RefSeq and is a predicted model, not a curated record. Lineage: Eukaryota; Fungi; Ascomycota; Eurotiomycetes; Eurotiales; Aspergillaceae. The coding region runs from base 1 to 558 and encodes 185 amino acids.